UAAAUACACAAACAAAAGGUCUCUCUUAUUUUCUCUUUCUUCGAAACAGGAAUAAGAGAGAGAGAGAGAGUUUAGACAAGAAAAGGGACCGAGAUCUAAAACCCAUUGUUGUUUUUGCCAAAACUCUGAACUGGGUCUGUCUGUCUGGGGGCCCUUUGACUGAAAAAAAAAGGGUCUUGUUCUUCUUCACAAAUCUCUCUCUUCUUUCUGUUUCAGGUUUUUUGGUGUUUUGAGCCUUUUUUUUUUGGUGGUGAACCAUGGCUGUUGAGGUUGUGGGGUUUGAGAUGAUCCAAGCACCAGUGGAGAUUGUAGCUGAAGAAGACACAGUCGCUACUGUUUUGCAUGGGAAGGAAAAUGGAAUGCUGGAUCAAGGGCCAGGGCUUGAGGAGCCCAUAAAAUUUGGUUCACAUGGAGAUGAACCAGUUAAAGUAGAAGGAAAUGAUGUCUCAGACGCCAACUUCCCUAAGGAUGCAGUUGAUGAGUGGCCUGCACCUAAGCAGAUCCAUUCAUUUUAUUUUGUUAGGUACCGUCCAUUCGAUGACCCGAAAAUAAAAGCCAAAAUUGAUCAGGCUGAUAAAGAGAUUCACAGGAAAAAUCAAGCCCGAUUUCAGAUCACUGAAGCACUAAAGGCAAAAAGGUCGGAUCGAGCAGAGUUGAUUUCUCAGGUUAGAGCUCUGAAAGAUGACAACAGGCAGUUCAAAUCGAUAUUGGAUGAGAAAAGAAAGGAGAUGGAGCCUCUGCAACAUGCUCUUGGCAAGCUGCGCAAUGCAAACAGUGCCGGUCGGGGUAGUGGUUUAUGUUCAUCUGAGGAAGAGCUUAACAAUCUAAUCCAGAGUUUGCAGUACUACAUACAACAUGAGAGCAUUCCAUUGUCUGAGGAAAAGAAGAUCCUUAAAGAAAUCAAACAGCUUGAAGGGACAAGGGAAAAAGUAAUUGCUAAUGCUGCUAUGAGAACAAAGAUUCAGGAUUCACUGGGUCAGAGAGAAGCUAUUCAAGACCAGGUUAAGCUCAUAGGUGGUGAUUUGGAUGGAGUAAGGAAGGAGAAACAAGUAAUUCAGGCCAAAAUUAAACAACUUGAUGAUGCACUAAAGGCAAUAGACGAUGAGAUUAAUUCUUUAUCAGAAGAGCUGAAAGCUGUCAUCCAGAAGAGAGACAAAGCAUAUGAAAGUAUUCAGCAACUCAGAAAACAGCGUGAUGAGGGGAACGCCUACUUUUACAAAAGCCGUGCGGUCUUGAACAAAGCACGAGAGCUUGCUGCUAUCAAAGAUAUUCCGGCUCUGGGGGAACUUUCUCAUUCAGAGGUUGAAAACUUUAUGGCCCUCUGGAGCAGUGACAAGGCUCUUAGGGAUGACUAUGAGAAAAGAAUUCUGCCAUCAUUAGAUAGUCGACAAUUGAGUAGGGAUGGACGGAUGAGGAACCCAGAUGAGAAGCCAUUGGUAGUAGUGGAAGAACCUACAUUAUCAGAAACAGAGAAAGUGGCAAAACCCAGUGUGAAACAAGUAAAGGAAGAUUCAAAACCUCCUGUACAGGGUACUUUGCCUGCCCAAAAGGCUCAGAAGGAAGCCAAAACUAAAGCAGAAGAUUCGAAAUCCACCUUGGAGCAUAUUGAAGUAGAAGACAAGGAGAUCUUUGGGUUAGAAAAGCCGCAAAAGGACUCUCCUGCGAAGGACAAUGAAGUUGAUGAAACAAAGCUGAAGGAGAUGAAAAGAGAAGAGGAAAUUGCAAAAGCUAAAGAGGCCAUGGAAAGGAAGAAGAAGAAGCAAGAGAAAGCUGCAGCAAAAGCAGCUAUAAGAGAUCAAAAGGAAGCUGAAAAGAAGCUAAAGGAGCGUGAAAAGAAAGCAAAGAAGAAGGCCUCCGCAUCUGCACCUGGUUCCGAUCCUGAAGAACCAGCAGAAGCAGGGUCAGAGGAUGCAGAACCAGAGAAGAUUGAUGAAAAUGUUGAAACCUCAGUUCCAGCAAAGGAGAAGGUUCAAAUGGAGAAGGUUAAUAAGGUGAAGAGUAUCAGAAACAGGAAUAGAUCAAAAGGCCCAGAUUCAUUUCCAAAAGUUCUCCUGAAACGGAAAAAGUCGACUAAUUACUGGUUAUGGGCUGCUCCUGCUGCUGUGUUGGUUCUGCUGUUACUAGUUCUUGGAUACACCUAUCUUCUCUAAAAAGUGAGUUAGAACUAAAUAGAAAGAGUUAUGAACCAGUUUUCCUGCUUCAGGGUGUGAGUGGCUAGGUUUGUAGUACUUAAAAUUAAGUUAUUUCUGUUCGUUACAUCCCCUAAAAGGAUGGACUCAAAAUCAUAAUGUUGUUGGUAGCUCAGUCAGAGGGAAGAAGCUACAUAUAUUUUUAGUUUGGACUGGAUAUAUUUGCAAAUUUUGACUUUUUAAAAAAAAAAAAAUUCAUAAAUGUUAUCUGUAUCCAUAAACUUGCUGAUCAA
This is a messenger RNA of Quercus robur (English oak), 2422 nucleotides long. Its product is annotated as proton pump-interactor 1. NCBI's taxonomy places the organism in Eukaryota, Viridiplantae, Streptophyta, Magnoliopsida, Fagales, Fagaceae. The record is from RefSeq and is a predicted model, not a curated record. The transcript is spliced from 8 exons. The coding region runs from base 258 to 2150 and encodes 630 amino acids.